Messenger RNA from Cyclopterus lumpus (lumpfish), 1506 nucleotides. Its product is annotated as gastrula zinc finger protein XlCGF8.2DB-like. Bases 213 to 1310 code for a protein of 365 amino acids. Gene Ontology annotation, biological process: regulation of cytokine production; negative regulation of transcription by RNA polymerase II; regulation of immune system process. Lineage: Eukaryota; Metazoa; Chordata; Actinopteri; Perciformes; Cyclopteridae. The record is from RefSeq and is a predicted model, not a curated record. The transcript has a single exon.
CAGAUAGACAUCUAGAACCAGACAGGAACCCAGAUAGACAUCUAGAACCAGACAGGAACCCAGACCCAGGGGACUCUUCAGAGACUGAAGUCAGUGAUGGAGACUGGGAGGAGACCAGAGAUCCUCCGUCAGGUUUAAAGAGUGAAAGAGUUGCCCUAUCUUCGGUUGAGCGAUCGUUCAGCUGCUCUGUAUGUGGACAAAGAUUCGGCCGGAUGCCUCAUCUGAAUGCACACAUGAGGAUUCACACGGGAGAGAAACCAUUCGGCUGCUCUAUUUGCGGUAAGAGAUUCUCUCAAAAGGGAAACUCGAUCAGUCACAUGAGACUUCACACGGGGGAGAAACCUUUCAGCUGCUCCGUGUGUAAAAAGCUCUUCAGAUAUAGUGGAGACGUCAGCAGACACAUGAGGAUCCACGCCGGGAAGAAAACCUUCCGCUGCAGCAUUUGGGACACAGAACCGGAACCAGCAGGGAACUCAGAUCCACAAAGUCUCUCACAACCAGACCCUGAUGAUAAUCCUGCAGAACCCGAGACUGAGGCCACCGACGACAGUUGGCAGGAGACCCGAGAAGCCGCUUCAAACGCUGAUGUCGCUGGAAGCAACGCGGACAAAGAGUCAUUCGGUUGCUCAGAUUGUGGGAGAGCGUUCUGCCGAAGGGACCACCUGAUGAGCCAUAUGAGAAUCCACACAGGGGAGAAACCGUUCAGCUGCUCAGUUUGUCAGAAACGUUUCAGCUGCAGCGGGAACAUUUUGGCACAUAUGAGAAUUCACACAGGGGAGAAACCGUUUGAGUGCUCAUUCUGCAACAAAAGCUUCAGCCAGAAAGGAACUCUGCAGCUCCACAUGAGAAUUCACACGGGAGAGAAACCGUUCGGUUGUCCGUUUUGCAACAAGAGAUUCGCCCACAAGAGACGCAUGAUGCUGCACACGUCGGUCCACACGGAGGAGAAGCGCUUCAGCUGCAGCACUUGUGACAAAAGGUUCACUUGGUACACGCAGCUGAAAACACACAAGUGUGUCACCGAGUCGCCUCAGCGCCGCCAAAGUGAGAAGAAGGUGCCGACCACAGAGUUGUUCCGCUGCACCGAGUGCGACAAGACGUUCAGCCUGAAGGGCAACCUGAAGACGCACCUGAGAAUCCACACGGGAGAGAAACCGUUCCGCUGCUCUGUCUGCUGCAAAAGUUUCAAACAGAAUGUUCAUCUCACGGAGCACAUGACGAUUCACACGGGGGAGAAACUGUAUAACUGUCGCGUUUGUGGGAAAGGAUUCAACAAGAAGUCCCUUAUUAAAAACCACCCGUGUGUUUGAUUCUCACGUUGUCAUGACGUUGUCCUGAUUCUCAUUCAUUCUCAUUCACUGAGUUGAGUCUCUCCGUCUCCUGUCAAGUUGAUUAAGCUAAAAUAAAGUUUUGAACCUUAUAAGCAACUGAAUUCAUCGAGAAAUAUAAGUUGUGAAAUAUUUUACUUUGAAAAGCUUUAUUAUUUUCCAUUCUCUAAAUAGAAAA